Molecule: messenger RNA, 1974 nt
Organism: Symbiodinium natans
Lineage: Eukaryota; Dinophyceae; Suessiales; Symbiodiniaceae
Source: the annotation of a GenBank genome assembly
AUGGGUUUCUUGGAAACCGUAAUCCUGUCCGCGCUGCAUGCCUCGCUGCUGUGCCCUGUAUGUUCGAGCGCUACGAUUGCACUGCUCGACCACGAGGAGGAAAAGCGGCGCCAGCGGUGGGCAGACUUCGUCUUCGUUCCUGCAAACUUGGAUGCCGGCUCAGCGUCUCCUCCGCAGAGUUUGGAAGCUUGUCGUGGACUCGAUCUUCAAUCCGAGCUUGGGCCCGCAGCAAUGGCUUCGAAACGUGAACUGGGAAGUGGUGCGUUUGGUGAUGUCACACUGCACGAGGAGGACGGGAAAUCGUACGCCCUCAAGACGAUUUCCCACCAGCUGCUAAAGCACCGCCAGCUUGAGGCCGCUGCACAGGUGGAGCGCGAAGCCCUCGAAAUAUGCCAAGGACAUCCGUGCAUUGUCCGGUUCUACGGACAUGUGGAGUCUGUGGCAAACACAGUUCUUGUGAUGGAAGUGUUGCAAGACCUCGUGGGUGUGUAUACUUCUGCCAGCCUUUGGGGCAACCCGGCGGUGGUUCGCGAACACGUGGCGUGUGUGGCGGAGGCGCUCUCCUACAUGCACUCCAAGCAGAUCAUGCAUAGAGAUGUGAAGCCCAAGAACAUGUUGUUGGACGCCCGUGGCUGCUGCAAGCUGUGUGAUUUUGGAUCCGCGAAGCUUUGCAGUGGCCGUGCUUAUAGUUUUGUGGGCACAGCGGAGUACAUGGCCCCCGAGAUGGUAAGGAAGACCGGCCACACUGCUGCUGUGGACUGGUGGGGUUUGGGCUGCGUCCUGUUCGAGCUGCUGUCCGGCCAAGGACUUUUUUCUGGAAGGCGAGACGAGGUGUUUAGUUCCAUCGACCGGGGAGUUAGCGAGACGGCCUUUGCAGACUUGGCCUUUGAGAGUGCUUCCGAGCUUGUCCAAGGCCUUUGUGCCCAAAUGCCGCACUUACGUCUACCGAUGAUGAACGGUGGCAUCGACAACAUCAAGACACAAUCAUGGUAUGCAGACUUCCUGUGGCCGAACUUUGUGGUUGAGAAAGUGCAGCUCGGAAUGCUUAUAUGCCUGCACCAGACAGCACUGCCAACGCUCUUGGUGACCUCUCGUGAGAGCCGCAUCCCGAGGAAAAGCGGCGCCAGCGGUGGGCAGACUUCGUCUUCGUUCCUGCAAACUUGGAUGCCGGCUCAGCGUCUCCUCCGCAGAGUUUGGAAGCUUGUCGUGGACUCGAUCUUCAAUCCGAGCUUGGGCCCACAGCAAUGGCUUCGAAACGUGAACUGGGAAGUGGUGCGUUUGGUGAUGUCACACUGCGAGGAGGACGGGAAAUCGUACGCCCUCAAGACGAUUUCCCACCAGCUGCUAAAGCACCGCCAGCUUGAGGCCGCUGCACAGGUGGAGCGCGAAGCCCUCGAAAUAUGCCAAGGACAUCCGUGCAUUGUCCGGUUCUACGGACAUGUGGAGUCUGUGGCAAACACAGUUCUUGUGAUGGAAGUGUUGCAAGACCUCGUGGGUGUGUAUACUUCUGCCAGCCUUUGGGGCAACCCGGCGGUUCGCGAACACGUGGCGUGUGUGGCGGAGGCGCUCUCCUACAUGCACUCCAAGCAGAUCAUGCAUAGAGAUGUGAAGCCCAAGAACAUGUUGUUGGACGCCCGUGGCUGCUGCAAUUUUGGAUCCGCGAAGCUUUGCAGUGGCCGUGCUUAUAGUUUUGUGGGCACAGCGGAGUACAUGGCCCCCGAGAUGGUAAGGAAGACACACUGCUGCGAGGCCGCGAGCUGUCCGGAGGGCCUUUGCAUCGAGAGUGCUUCCGAGACAAGGCACCAGAUGGCACUGCCAACGCUCUUGGUGACCUCUCGUGAGAGCCGCAUCCCGCCGCAAGCAUCAAGCUCAAGCUCGCAAGCUUCAUGCAACGCCAGUGCAUCCAGUGCCGGUAGUGCCGGCAGGACAAAGGCGCAGGCCAAGUUCUUGGAGCGUGUGCUCAAGAAAGCUUGA